AUGCCUAUCGGCGAACCAUCCAAGUCUAAGUCGACUUACAUAGACCCUGGAAAGGCGUCUAUGGACUCAGAUGGGUCGUCGAGUCGCCAUGGGGCCCAGGAGGAAAUGGGCAACUACGUCGGGGCGAAGCGAGAGAAGCCCCGUAGGUUCUGGUCGAGACUGUGGAAGCACUUUAAGCGGUUUUGGAUAUGCUAUGGUUUGCUUGGAGUGGUCUUUCUCGCCAUAUUCCUGCCCGUCUUCUUCCUCGUCAUUCUACCAGCUAUUGCCCAAAGACUGGUAGAUGAUGCCGCUAUCCCAAUCCAGUCUGCAGAGGUGCUACGACCAACCCCAGAUACUAUCACCUUCUCCCUGGCUGCAACUAUCAACGUUCCGCUGGGACUGGGAGUCUCCGUCGAUAAAUUCAAUCUUAGUCUCUUCGACCGAGAUGUUAAGCCCCGAAAGCCUUACGUGACUGCCGAGCUGGGACCGGUUUAUCUGAAAGGAAAAUCCCAUCUCACGAUCAGCAACCAGACGGUGGAGGUUCUCGACGAGGAGGAGCUCACCAAGUUUCUGUCAAAAGCGGUCUAUUCGAAGAACUUCACCAUGUCUGCCUAUGGAAAGACGACUGCACAUCUAGGCAAACUCAAGGUUCCGUUGACGUUGGAUAAAGAUGUCGAACUUGCGGGACUUGACCAGCUGAGUGGAUUUUCCAUAGACGCAGCCAGUAUCGCUCUCCCUCCGGAGGAGGACGGGUCGAACCUGAUAGGACGUGCUACACUGCCGAAUCACUCUUUGGUUACGUUUGCUCUGGGCAACGUAACUCUGAACCUCAAGAUCGGGGACGUUAUCCUCGGCAACGGAACCAUCGACAACGUUUUGCUGAGACCAGGCAAUAACACAGUUCCUCUACGCGGGAUUCUUGACAUACGAAAAGCUGUCAGCAAUCUAGGGACCAUCCUAGCCGCUGAAGCAGAUGCUCUUAGCCAUGGGAAUCUGAUGCUGGCGGCUUCUGGCCAUUCAACGAUCUACAAUGGCUUUCACAUCCCAUAUUUUGAAAAGGUCCUCAACAACCUUACAGUCACGGCGGACGUCCCCAUUUUGAAGGUGCUAUUUGGGACUCUGUCACAAUUGAUCACAUCAAAUCCGGGCGCUAUUUCAAAUGUGACGAGUGCGUUGGGGAAUACAGACUUGACGAACAGCCCCAAUAUGACGAAGAGUGUGGGAGAUAAUGAGUGA
Aspergillus terreus NIH2624 is the source of this 1215-nucleotide messenger RNA. RefSeq names its product DUF3712 domain-containing protein. The record is from RefSeq and is a predicted model, not a curated record. Gene Ontology annotation, cellular component: fungal-type vacuole membrane. Lineage: Eukaryota; Fungi; Ascomycota; Eurotiomycetes; Eurotiales; Aspergillaceae. The transcript has 3 exons. The coding region runs from base 1 to 1215 and encodes 404 amino acids.